Messenger RNA from Epinephelus moara (kelp grouper), 3643 nucleotides. RefSeq names its product trypsin-2-like. NCBI's taxonomy places the organism in Eukaryota, Metazoa, Chordata, Actinopteri, Perciformes, Serranidae. Gene Ontology annotation, biological process: proteolysis. Gene Ontology annotation, molecular function: serine-type endopeptidase activity. The coding region runs from base 2638 to 3411 and encodes 257 amino acids. The transcript has 6 exons. The record is from RefSeq and is a predicted model, not a curated record.
GCUGCCUUUCUGCUAUCAUUCUAACUUCAGUAUUGUUGUAGAGUUUUUAGCAGUGGCACUGUUUAACAUUUGAGUCAAUAAAGUCUUACAUCUUGACUUUUAAAUGAUGUUUGUCUCCUGUCUUCAUACAUCAUGGGAUCUUCAUCACAAUACUUUAAAAUGCAAAUUCAUUUAUCACACAGGUGUUCAACUGUUUCCUGCUCUUCAGGAUACAGUAAAAACAAAGCAAUUGGUGCUUAUAUUGUAUCUACUAUAAAUACUGUAUUUUGACAUCCAUAAUUUUGAAGUGAGAAACCUGUAAUUGUAAAAACAUGCUAUACAAUGUGCUUAGUUUUAGAAUGAAAUUGAUUUUCAUUCAACAUAAAUAUGGCUGCAACUAGUGAUUAUUUUUAUUAGUGAUUAAUCUGACAAAUGUUUUCACAAUUAAUCAAUUGUUUAGUCCAUAGAAUGUCAAAAAAUAUAUUUAAAAAAUAUAAUAAUAUGCUUCUUUUGUCUAACAAAUAGUCCCAAGCCCAAAUACUCUGUCAAUUUUGAUAGUAAAUACAAAGAAAAGCAGCAAAUUUUCACAUUUAAGAAGCAAAAACCAGCAAAUAUUUGACACUUUUGCUUUGAAAAGGACUGAAUCGAUUAAUUGAUAAUCAAAACAGCUAGCAAUCCAUUCUCUUGGGAUCCACUAAUCAAUUAAUUGACUAACUGUUACAGCUCUAAACACAAAUAUAUGUCCAGUGCAGUAAAGUCCUGCAAUAAUAAACAGACUACCGUAUGUGGAAAAAGAGCACCUUUGAGCACAUUUGUUAUAUAAAUAAAUCCUGUGAGAGAUGUCUGACUUUCAUGGUUUAAAAGUCUCAUAUGAACAGAACUCUGAAGCAGUACCAGUUUUAUCUCUUUAAAUGUCCAUUAAUAGUACUAGUUAUUAGUAGUAGUUAUUUUCUUGAUUGAUCGAUCAGUUGUUUGGUUUAUAAAAGGUCAGAAAAUGGUGAAAAACAUCAAUCAGUGUUUACUGAAGCCCAAGAUGAUGUCCUCAAAUGUCUUGUUUUGUCCACAACUCAAAUAUAUUCAGUUAUCUGUCAUAGAGAGGUAAAGAAACCUGAUACUACUAUAUAUUCACAUUUUAAAAGCUGAAUUUAAAACAUUCUGACUUUUUUUCCCCUUACAAAAAAUACUCAAACCAAUUUAUGGAUUAGCAAAUUAUUUGGUGAUUAAUUUAAUAGUUGAAAACUUAUUGAUUAAUCAUUGCGGCUCUUAUUUCUUUUACUCAGAUUUGGGUGUUUUUUGUUGUUUUAUGCUGCAUUCUGAUUUUCAAAAUAUUAAUAAAGAGUAAAUUAUUAUUUUAUUUAUUAUAAUCAGAAUAACCUAAACCCUAGUGGAAUAAAAUCCGCUCUGCAAGCUGCCUAUUACCGUGAGAGUCACGUCAAGUUAAGCCAAUAUAUUUAUAGAGCAUUCGAAUUAAACAGAUACACAAGUGCAAUAGACAAAAUAACAGCACUGCGGUUAUAGUUAUGAUUGUGAGAGAAUAUAAAGUAGCAGAAAAUCAUUUAAUUGAUAGACAUCAAACGCACAGUCGGAGCUGAUAUAAAUACAGACUGAGAUGUUCUUGUUUUUUUAAAUGUGACAAAUGUAAUCACGUUACUGUGGAAAUUUGAUUUGGUGGCAUAUUAAAUGGCACAAUAUGCGACUGUAUGUCAUAAAUUGAGUCAAAGUAAUCAACAACAUCCAUUAAACUUAGUGAGUGAUUAUUAUUGUUGUUGUUUUUUCAUUUAACAGCAUUUUUGGUGUCAGAGAAUUUUACUUUUCCCCAGUUAUAAUAUUGAGCUGUUUAAUCUAUCUGCAUGUGUUUGCUUGAACUAUUUCUUAAGUUAAUGCAUUGAGUAGUUUCUUUUUUAUUCUUUAACUCAAUCUUCAUACUGACAAUUUGGAAAUAUUAUCCUUGUGCCAUCACUUUUCAUGGCCACUGAAACUGAAGAGCUGAAUCACACUGACUAAAACCGAGAGAAAGAGAAAGAAUUCAUCUAUACAUUGUGAAGUGGUUGUUCUGUAUGUGAGAGCUUUCCCUGCAGCUUUCAUUUGCGAAGGCCAAAGCCACUCGGUGGGCCAAUCUGUGAGAGAAGCUCCACCUGGCACUGUGUCUGGGGCACAGUGAAGGUCAGGAUGCUGAUUACAGCCUGUACAAAACAUACUGUACUGUACUCAAACCAUGCCUGUGCAACAAUGCAUCAAACUAAUGUAAAACACACAGGUUCAAGGUACAUUUUUGUAACAGAGCUGAGAAAAAAUAAUUAAACCAGAGCCCCAAUGAAAUUAUAUAGCCCAGAAUUUUAGUAAGUAUGUUUGCGUCUUCCUAUUUGCACCAUUUGAGGGACAUGUAUUGUCCAUAAUUUUCAUUUUAUGUUCCCAUAAUUUAAGAUUUCUAGUCAGCUGUGGUUGUCUGUGUGCUUGUUGUUGUUUGGGAAGAUGGGUGUGAUGUGAGACAGAUAAGUGUUGUUCACCUCUCCCUGUACAGUGACUGAUAUAUUCAUCAUUGACAAUCAAUAAAAAGACAUGUGAAAGCUCUACUGGAGGGUUUUGACUGGUCAGCAGCAGCGAAAGGGGCGUGUCACUACAGUUGGCAAGGUUUCAAGCAGUCAAUAAAAACCCGGCAUGAGUCAAGGUAAUCUUUGCAUCUCCACUUGGCAUCAACCAAUCAUGAGGUCUCUGGUCUUCGCUCUGCUCCUCGGAGCUGUGUUUGCCACAGAAGAUGACAAAAUCGUCGGAGGGUAUGAGUGCACUCCUCACUCCCAGCCCCAUCAGGUGUCUCUGAACUCUGGCUACCACUUCUGUGGCGGCUCCCUGGUCAACGAGUACUGGGUGGUGUCUGCUGCUCACUGCUUCAAAUCCAAAAUGGACGUUGUCCUCGGUGACCACAACCGUUGGUGGCUGGACGGCAAUGAACAGAUCAUUGCUGCUGAACUCGUGAUCCCUCAUCCCAACUACGAGUCCUGGCUGGUUAACAAUGACAUCAUGUUGAUCAAGCUGAGUGAACCCGCCACCAUCAACGAAUAUGUUAAGCCUGUGGCUCUGCCCACCAGUUGUGCCUCCGCUGGCAUCACGUGCACAGUCUCUGGAUGGGGUGUGACCAUGAGCUCUGCUGCUGACAGUAACAGGCUGCAGUGCCUGGAAAUCCCCAUCUUGUCUGAUGAGGACUGUGACAUGUCCUACCCCGGCAUGAUCACUGAGGCCAUGUUCUGUGCUGGAUACACCGAGGGAGGCAAAGACUCCUGCCAGGGUGACUCUGGUGGUCCUGUUGUGUGUGAUGGGGAGCUGCAGGGUGUUGUGUCCUGGGGCUUUGGGUGUGCAGAGAAGAAUCACCCCGGCGUCUAUGCCAAGACUUGCAUUUUCACAGACUGGCUGCAGAGCACCAUGGCCACUUACUAAGUCGGACUCAUCACACCACUACAGCUGUUUCUAUGCUACAGAAAAACCCUGUGCCAACGCAACUUGGCCUGUUGUAAUGGAGAUUUAAAUAAAAUAAAUGUAACAGCUACAUUUUCAGUGUGUUCCUUUGCUUUGUAUCAUUCUGGCUUUUUCUGUCAUUCUGAUCUACAUAACAAGUCCACAAGACAUGAGGGAAACAGUUAACUUAAUAUUAUUUAAAACCUACACUGUA